Messenger RNA from Calypte anna (Anna's hummingbird), 2857 nucleotides. RefSeq names its product V-set and immunoglobulin domain containing 10 like 2 (gene VSIG10L2). Gene Ontology annotation, biological process: cell-cell adhesion. Gene Ontology annotation, molecular function: cell adhesion molecule binding. The record is from RefSeq and is a predicted model, not a curated record. Gene Ontology annotation, cellular component: cell-cell junction. NCBI's taxonomy places the organism in Eukaryota, Metazoa, Chordata, Aves, Apodiformes, Trochilidae.
AUGAGAGGGCCCUGGAUCCUCUGCCUGCUGCCGGCGCUGGUGGGGGGGCAGCCGCUGGGCGCCGUCUCCGGGAACUACGAGGAGCGACGCGUGACGGGGGUGCGGGGUCAGGCGGUGGAGCUGCGGUGCGGACCCCCGGGGCUCACCCCCUCCGUGGUCUUCUGGAGCUUCACGGGAGGUCCGGGCCCGCCUCGGGCUGUGGCCGUGGGCAACGGUGCCGAGGUGGCGGUGGCCCCCGGGGCUGGGGCUCUGCUGGGUCGGGUGACGCUGAGCAACGGGAGCCUGGAGCUGCGGGAGCUGCGGGUGGGAGCCCACGGGAGGUUCCUCUGCCAGGGGCUCUUCCCGGAGCCCGGACACCUCCGCGUGGGAUACGGCGCCGUCCUCCUCAGCGUCCUGGUGCCCGUCUCCAAGCCCUUUGUGCGGCCGACGGCAUCGGCAGCGGUGGAGGGGACAUCAGUGGCCCUGAGAUGCACCGUGCGGGAGGGGACGGAGCCACUCAGCUUCUCCUGGCAGCACCAGGACCCCCGGGGGGCCCCCUUGGCCUCCCCUCCAACCCCGAGGGGCUCUGGGGACCACCUGGACCUCAGCCCGGCCAACCGCAGCCACGCGGGCUGGUACGCCUGCACCGUGGGCAACCAGGUCAACAACCAGACCAGCGAGCCCAUCUACCUGGACAUCAUCUAUGGCCCCGACGAGCCAACGAUCAGCGUGGAGCCCUUCUCCCCAGAGCCGGGGGGUUUCUCGGCAGGGGAGGGGGAGGAGGUGGUGCUGAGCUGCGUGGCCCCCUCCAACCCCCCCAGUGGGUACAUCUGGCUCCACAACAGCUCCCAGGUCCACACUGGUCAGACCUACAUCAUGGCCUCCAUCACCCGCACUCAAGCAGGCACCUACACCUGCCUGGCUGAGAACACCCAACUCCAGACCCGCACCCAGGCCACCAUCCUCCUCACUGUCUACUAUCCACCACCCGGCAGCCCCAGCUGCUCCGCCCUGGCCACCAAUGACCACCGGGCAGUGGCCCUGAGGUGCCACUGGCCAGGGGGAUUCCCUCCUGCCCGCCUGCGCUGGGUGGGACCAGGGCCCCCCUGGGAGGAGGAGGAGGAUGCAGAAGAAGGGAUGAGUUUUUCAAGGGCUACCAGCAUCCAGCCUGGGGUGGCCACCAAGAAUGGCAGCUCCUUCUCCUGCCUGGCCUCCCACCCGGCUCUGCCACAGGGGGCUGCCUGUGGGACCACCCUCUGGGUCCCGGACGGUGGCCCCUCCUGCGCGGCAGCGGCCACCAAGGGUGAUGACUACGUCAUGCUGCGGUGCUGCUGGGAGGGCGGGACACCCCCGGCCACCCUGCGCUGGUGGGAUGGCCAGGGCAAGGCCUUGAGUGACCCCGGACCUUCCACUGCCCUCCUGGUGCUGAGCGCCAGCGGCAGCCUCAGGGGAGAGGACUUCAUCUGUGUGGCCACGCACCCCCUGCGCCCCGCCGGCGCCCAGUGCCGCCUGCGGUUGGAGGUCCCCGUGCUGGAGGUGGAGAGGAGCGAGGUGGAGGUGCUGGAGGGCGGUGAGGCACGGCUGGCGUGCCGGCGAGGCGGCGGCAUCGACCUCGGUGCCACCAUGGCUUGGUAUGACCCUCAAGAGCGGGAGGUGACCCCGGGCAUGGCCAAGUACCGGGUGGAGCAAGGAGAAGCUUGGCUGAACCUGACGGUGCGGGACGCCGAGUGGCCGGCAGACACCGGGACCUAUCGCUGCGCCGCCGCCAACGCCGUGGGCACCGCCAGCUGCCCCGUCCACCUCCGUGUGGAACGGUACCCGCCCCCCCCCAACGUCACCAUCAGCAAACUGCGCUACACGCGGGCGCGCACGGAGGUGCGGUUGGAAUGGCGGACGCAGGGCGCCGGCAACCUGACCGGCUUCGUGGUGCAACGGCGCCAGGCCAAGGGCCCCCCCAGGAGGGUCCCCGGCCCCUGGGAAACGGCGGCGGGUGACAUCGAGCCCCACUCCCGCGACCGGCGCCUGGGGGGGUUGGACCCGGCCGUGGUCUACGCCUUCCGCGUCCUGGCUGUCAACCACCGGAGGGCCGGGCACCCCUCCGAGGUGCAGACGCCAGCCGAGCCCCCGUUCGAGGCCUACCCCGCGGUGACGGGAGCGGCAGUGGCCGGGAUGCUGGUGGCCACGGCAGCCUCGCUGCUGGCCGUGCGCUGGGUGGCCCAGCACCCCGACACCCUCCCACGCCUACAUCACCUGCUCUUCCGCACGGCUGGCGCCCAGGAGCCCAUCCACACGCCCGAGGACGCCGAAGCGGCCGCUGGCAGCGAGGAGGGAGCAGAACCAGCACCCAGCCCUGUCCCAGCAGCAGAGCCACCCUCAGCCCCACCAGAACCCACUGAGGACCCAAUCAGCGUCACCACCGCGGUGACAGCGGCGCCAUGAGCCCUCUGGCUUUUCCUCCCUAGUGAGAGGAUUCCGGCAACUUCUGGAGCUCAAAUAAAGAUUUAGGCUCAAAGAAACAUUUUUCUCACCGAUGGGAGAGGCAAAAAACCCACAGGGUGAAGCUUGGCAUUGGCUGGGUGGUGUUUCAGGGUGACGCUGGGGUUUGGGGAGUGUGAAGUGUGGUGAGGUGGGGAAGGGUCUUCCACCUUCACCCCAAAUUCCUCCUUUCUCAGACCAAAGCACGAGGUUUUCAGAACUGUGGUUAGUGAUGGCUGCUCCCCACAGCAGGGUCCAAGGGAAGGGUGGAGCAGGUCCUGGCUUGGGUUGGUUUCUCUGUUAUUUGGUGAAGAACCUGUUGGGAAAUAGCAAAAGUUGAGAGCCCAUCUCAUUUCAGGAUUAAUCCCCAACUCCUGCCAAAAACCACAGCAUCACUCUUUAU